Molecule: messenger RNA, 1213 nt
Organism: Aspergillus costaricaensis CBS 115574
Lineage: Eukaryota; Fungi; Ascomycota; Eurotiomycetes; Eurotiales; Aspergillaceae
Product: guanine nucleotide exchange factor SDO1
Exons: 2
Coding region: 103-1131 (342 amino acids)
Biological process (GO): cytosolic ribosome assembly; ribosome biogenesis
Source: RefSeq, a predicted model, not a curated record
CCUCACUGACGCAACUGGAGAUCGAUCGACUCCAUAUUACACUUUGGUUGAGUCUGUGUAUACACAAAAGCCUCUUGCUUUGUCGCAGAGGCCUCCAGCAACAUGCCCAUCAACCAACCAUCAAAUCAAAUCAAAUUUACCAAUGUAUCAGUCGUCAGGCUAAAAAAGGGUAAAAAGCGCUUCGAGCUCGCCUGCUACAAAAACAAACUCCUCGAAUAUCGCUCCGGAGCAGAGAAGGACCUCGACAAUGUUCUCCAAGUCCCCACGAUCUUCCUGUCCGUUUCUAAAGCGCAAACAGCCCCAUCCGCCGAGUUAACAAAGGCCUUCGGCGCCGACACACCUGCAGAUGAGAUCCGGCAAGAAAUUCUACGAAAGGGUGAAGUGCAGGUUGGCGAGCGCGAGCGGAAGGAAAUCAUCGAGCGAGUGGAGAAGGAAGUGUUGGAUAUUGUAUCAGGACGGCUGGUUGACCCUACGACGAAACGAGUCUAUACCCCCGGAAUGAUCUCCAAGGCCUUGGACCAGCUGAGCUCGGCUAGUGGUCAACAAUCGCAAACGCCCGGCAAUGGCGAGACGGAUGGGGAUAACAGCGAGGAGAGCCGCCCGCGGAAACCGCUCUGGACGGGUGUGACUGCCAACAAGUCCGCGAAGAGUCAAGCGCUUGAGGCCAUGAAGGCGCUUAUUGCAUGGCAGCCUAUUCCUGUGAUGCGGGCGCGGAUGCGUCUCCGCGUUACCUGUCCUGUGUCGUUGUUGAAGCAAAGUGUCAAGGGUGGUGCGGCCGGCGGUGCUGGCGCGGGUGGUAAGGAGAAGGAGGCGCCAUCCAAGGGCGGCUCCAAGUCCAACAAGAAGGGUGGAAAGGGGUCCAAGAAGGCCCGUCAGCAGGAAUCCGAGGAUGAGGCGGGUGGAUCUGACGCAGAGUCCGCGCCUGCCAAGGGCCCGAGCAAUGUUAAGGAUAAGAUCCUGAGCUACAUCGAAUCUAUCGAGGCUCAGGAGGUCGUCGGCGGAGACGAGUGGGAAGUCAUUGGCUUUGCGGAGCCGGGAGCUUUCAAGGGACUGAAUGAGUUCGUGGGUAACGAGACCCGGGGCAGAGGACGCGUGGAGGUGCUGGAUAUGACGGUGACCCAUGAAGAGUAAGCUCGGCCGGGAUGCAUCUGGCGCAACCAUGUACAGCCUGCUAUGAUUGAUGACUAGGAAGGAUACCAAAAUUAUGCCAUAC